CCCUCCGUCCUUCACUCUCUCCCUGCGCGAUGGAAUCCGUCGUUAAACAAGAACCCCUUGAACCUGUGGAAUUUACAGCCCAUGCCACUCCACCAUCGUCAAACCCCUCGAACGCCCUCCCUGUAAUCGAUCUCAGCACCAGCAGCAGCGAUAGCGAUUCCGACGACGAUGAUUUGGACGGUCCGGAUUCCGCAUACAAAAGAUCGAGCGUUUUGGACGGCGAGGAAGGCGGCCCGUACAAGAAGCAGAAAUUCGAUGAUUUGCCGCUCGGAUUCCUCGACCCGCUCCCCUCCGACGAGGACCUCCCGCUGCUUGAGGCGGAGCCGAUCUCACGGACCCCGCCAGCAGCCGCCCAGGCCUGCAAGCAGUUCUGGAAGGCAGGGGAUUACGAGGGGGAUCCUGGUGACAUUACAACGUCCAAUAUAUCCGGAAUGGAUCAUGUUAGGGUCUACCCAAGGUUUCUACUUUCAAAUGCAACCAGCCACAAGUGGGCUCUUGGAGCUUUUGCUGAGCUUUUGGAUAACUCUUUGGACAAGGUAUGCAAUGGAGCUACAUAUGUUAACUUAGAUAUGUCAGGAAAUAAUAAGGAUGGGAGCAAAAUGCUGCUGAUUGAAGAUAAUGGUGGUGGAAUGGAUCCAGAUAAAAUGCGUCAAUGCAUCUCUCCUGGAUAUUCUGCAAAAAGCAAAUUAGCGAAUACUAUUGGACAAUAUGGAAAUGGUUUUAAGACAAGCACCAUGAGACUUGGAGCAGAUGUGAUUGUGUUCUCUCAUUGUCGAGGAAAAGAUGGCAAAAGACCUACACAGAGCACUGGAAUGCUAUCCUACACAUUUUUGAGGAGCACUCGGAAGGAAGAUAUUGUAGUUCCCAUGAUUGAUUAUGAGAAAGAAGGAAAAGCUUGGAGAAAGUUGAUACGUUCAUCUCCGGAUGAUUGGAAUAGAAAUGCAGAAACAAUAAUUCAGUGGUCCCUUUAUUUAAGUAUAGAAGAUCUUCUUCUACAGGUAACACAACUAUUUAUUUCCCUCUUGCAAGCACUGAACUGCAUUUCCUGCUUAUAUGAGUAUGGACUUGAGCUCUUGAAGAGUAAAUUUAUCAGUUUUGAAGGAUCCAUGUUCAUGAAUGCUCUCUUAAGUGAUUGUUUUGCUGUUGAACAUCUCCACUUUGCAUUGUCUGUAAAUUCUUGCUACAAUCCAAACUUGGAAAGAUGA
Molecule: messenger RNA, 1205 nt
Organism: Magnolia sinica
Lineage: Eukaryota; Viridiplantae; Streptophyta; Magnoliopsida; Magnoliales; Magnoliaceae
Product: protein MICRORCHIDIA 7-like
Exons: 11
Coding region: 30-1205 (391 amino acids)
Cellular component (GO): nucleus
Molecular function (GO): ATP hydrolysis activity
Source: RefSeq, a predicted model, not a curated record